CAAAGCUUGGUAUAGUAAUCUUGGGAUCUGGUAGUUUAUUUGACGAACACUUACCAGCAACCAGCAAAAAGCAAAAGUAUGGAAGACAUUGUCAGCCUCCUGGUGAAACGACACAUGAACUUGGUUGUUGAAACCAUCUUAUCUUUUCUUGACCACAACAGCUUACAGAGCUGUGAGUUUGUAUCCAAAACUUGGUAUUUGGUUAUUAGGAAUGGAAAAUUAUGGAAGCGGCUCUAUGGACCUGUAUCACAGAGGAAGCCACUUUUGCAGAAUCUUAUGGCACGGAGGGAACUUGAGGCAAAGCACGACACUGAGAAUGAUGAAUUUCUGUACAAGAGAUUAUUCUAUGCCCAACAGACUCUUGUACAGAAUUGGAGCUCAGGAAAGUACAAGACAUCCUUAAAAGCUCUUGGUGAAGUCAGUGUUUCCAUUUUUACGAUGGAUGCUCGUCGAAUUCUCUAUGGCUUGAGAACAUCUCCUUCAGUUCCCUCUUCCAUCAUGGUAUGGAAUUGCUGGACUAUGGAAUCAGAACAUUUUCUGGUGGGCCACCAAGAAUGGAUAACAGAUAUGCAGAUCUGUGGAGACCUAAUAUUCUGCUCUUACUAUGAUGGAACCAUUCUCGUGUGGGAUCAAAAAACCAAAGAAGUUGUCCAGCAGUUCCAAGAUCAAGAAGUAGUGGAUUGGGUGGUGAUCCACGCCUCACACGGUCUUCUCAUAACCUGCACUAGCAUUUUAUCUGGUCUCACGGAUCAAGAUACCUCGGUAACCAUCCGUCGAAUUCACAGCCCUACAGAAAUGGCUAUCGAAAGAGUUUACAUCACAGUUGAGCCUAUGUACAGUGAUACCCAGCCAAUUUCCUUGGAACAACUUGAUGUUGGUAACAGUGAAACCCCUGCUACUGUAUUGGAAAAGGAACCAGAGGAAAACAACGUAGAGUAUGUGCAGGGAGAGAACUCGUCCGUAAACAAUGAUUAUUUUGAAGGAGAUGAAAUGGAUGCAGGGGUUAUAAAUGAUGAACACGAUGAUGAAGCUUAUCAAGAUAGUGAAUUUCCAGCUGCAAGUGGUGGUGCUGAUGAAAGACGUAGUUUGGAUGAUACUUCAUCUGGUAUCGAUGAUUGGAAUGAAAUGAACACCUAUAACGAAUAA
This is a messenger RNA of Daphnia magna, 1146 nucleotides long. RefSeq names its product F-box and WD repeat domain-containing 11-B-like. The transcript is spliced from 4 exons. The coding region runs from base 79 to 1146 and encodes 355 amino acids. NCBI's taxonomy places the organism in Eukaryota, Metazoa, Arthropoda, Branchiopoda, Diplostraca, Daphniidae. Gene Ontology annotation, molecular function: protein binding. The record is from RefSeq and is a predicted model, not a curated record.